Messenger RNA from Scomber scombrus (Atlantic mackerel), 1731 nucleotides. It is a transcript of the gene slc1a7b, whose product is annotated as solute carrier family 1 member 7b. Bases 1 to 1731 code for a protein of 576 amino acids. The transcript has 11 exons. Gene Ontology annotation, molecular function: glutamate:sodium symporter activity; L-glutamate transmembrane transporter activity; neutral L-amino acid transmembrane transporter activity. Gene Ontology annotation, biological process: L-glutamate transmembrane transport. Gene Ontology annotation, cellular component: plasma membrane. Lineage: Eukaryota; Metazoa; Chordata; Actinopteri; Scombriformes; Scombridae. The record is from RefSeq and is a predicted model, not a curated record.
AUGGCCGUGGCUUUGGACGCAGUGUGGGUGAGGGUGAAGAACGUCUGCAAGCAGAAUGGACUCCUCAUCAUGUCGGUGAUGGCUGUGGUCAUUGGAUGUCUUUUAGGAUUCUUCCUGAGGACAAAGCGCCUCACAGAACAGGAGGUGAAAUACUUCCAGUUUCCUGGAGAGUUGCUAAUGAGGAUGCUGAAGAUGCUGAUUCUUCCACUCGUUGUGUCCAGUUUGAUGUCAGGACUUGCAGCCCUCGAUGCCAAGUGCUCCAGUCGGCUUGGUCUGAUCACAGUGUCUUAUUACCUGUGGACCACCUUUGUGGCUGUAGUAGUGGGAAUCAUCAUGGUCUCCAUCAUCCACCCGGGUGGUGCCGCCCAGAAGGAGGACUCUGAGGACAGCGGCAAGCCUAUCAUGAGUUCGGCCGAUGCUUUGCUCGACCUCAUCCGCAACAUGUUCCCAGCCAAUCUGGUACAAGCCACAUUUCAACAGUAUCGAACAAGUAGCACGUACACCUUGAAACCAAAGCCUACGGUGAGUCAGUCGGAGUCCACCACGCGGCGAGCGCUCAUCUACGGUAUCCAGGACGAUAAUGGAACGGACAUUCAAAACUUUGCCCUUGACCUGACUCCGCCACCCGAUGUGCUCAUACGCACUCGGGAAGGAACGAGCGAUGGAAUGAAUGUCCUCGGAAUUGUUAUCUUUUCAGCCACUAUGGGUAUUAUGUUGGGAAGGAUGGGGCCAAACGGCAGCGCCUUGGUGAACUUCUGCCAGAGCCUGAAUGAGGCUGUCCUCAGAAUCGUCGCCAUUGUUAUAUGGUACUUCCCAUUUGGCAUUGUUUUCCUGGUGGCUGGUAAAAUUCUAGAGAUGAGUGAUCCGUCAGCCAUGGGGAAGAAGUUGGGUUUCUAUGCCAUCACUGUGGUGUUUGGUCUGGUGCUGCACGGCUUGUUCAUCUUGCCUGCCAUGUACUUCUUCAUCACCAAAAAGAGCCCCAUUGUUUACAUUCGGGGAAUCCUUCAAGCCCUGCUCAUCGCCCUGGCAACAUCUUCCAGCUCUGCCACAUUGCCUAUAACCUUCAAGUGCCUCUUAGAGAACAACCACAUUGACCGCCGAAUCAUCCGUUUUGUGCUCCCCGUGGGUGCCACUAUCAAUAUGGACGGCACCGCUCUCUACGAGGCCGUGGCAGCAAUAUUCAUUGCACAAGUUAAUAAUUACGAACUGGACUUUGGCCAGAUCAUCACCAUCAGCAUCACAGCCACUGCUGCCAGUAUUGGUGCAGCAGGGAUCCCACAAGCCGGACUGGUCACCAUGGUGAUAGUGCUAACAUCUGUCGGGUUGCCAACCGAUGACAUCACUCUCAUCAUUGCAGUAGAUUGGGCAUUAGACAGAUUCCGUACCAUGGUGAACGUAAUGGGUGAUGCUUUGGCCACGGGCAUCAUGGCGCACAUCUGCAGGAAAGAUUUCAUGAAAGAAGGAGAUGGGGUGCCUUUGAUUUGUGAGGCCAAACCCCCGACAACCGCCCCACCUCUGAUGAACUGUCACAACAACAACGGCAACUACCAGCCCCCUUCCUCAGGGCCCAAACACAAGCUCGUUCCUCCCGAUGUGGCACGACUCAUGCAGCUGGAAGAGGGCGUUCGACCGACGUCAGAGAGGAAGAUGCCUCCGAUCCCUCCGAGACACCUGAAGAAGUGUAAAGAACAGUGUGCCAUUGACAUGAAUGGCCUUGAGACCAAUGUAUAG